This is a messenger RNA of Osmerus eperlanus (European smelt), 1444 nucleotides long. Its product is annotated as MICOS complex subunit MIC27-like. The coding region runs from base 61 to 966 and encodes 301 amino acids. The record is from RefSeq and is a predicted model, not a curated record. The transcript is spliced from 10 exons. Gene Ontology annotation, biological process: cristae formation. Gene Ontology annotation, cellular component: MICOS complex. Lineage: Eukaryota; Metazoa; Chordata; Actinopteri; Osmeriformes; Osmeridae.
GCGGUACACACCUGUGAAUGCUGCAGCGUAUCACUGUUUUCGAUUAAGAAGAAAGCUGUCAUGGCGGCCAAGGUUGUGAUGGUUGCCGUGCCAACCGUCCUGGGCAUAGCAUCCUUCCGGGUGUGCUCUAUGGAGGCUGAAUUGGAUGGCAUAUUCUCACCACAACAGUUGUCCAUCUACACACCUCUGCCCCGAAACUAUCAGCUCCAGUUUGUCGCUGAGCAGCCAGGGGCGCUGCAGAGCAGCGUGACCUCUUUUAGAGCCACAUUACAGCCCUACAUCCAAGCUGCACAGGGUGCCUGUGUCUCCGUGAAAGUUGGAAGUGUGCACAUGUAUCAUGCGAGUCAAGAUGUGUACCACUAUCUGAAAGACCCUCCACCAGGCUUCCUUCCUAGACUGGGCUCCAUCUACAUGGCUGGACUGGUGGGCAUGCUCGUCACCAGGCAGGACUCUCGUCUAAGGAAACUAGCAGUCCCCCUGGUCUUUAUGGGUGCUGGAGCAUCAGUUUGCUACCCUGCCCAAUCUGUGGCUCUGCUCAAGGUAAUGGGAAAGCAGUUGUAUGCAGCCGGUCAGUGGAGCACAACCACAGUCUCCUCGCUCCUGUCCACUGUCAGCCCCAAAGAACCCAGCUCCAAAACCCAGAUUGACAAUGUGCCAAAGCCAGAGGCCCCUGUAGAGGAGGAGGGGCCUCCUGUCUCCGGCCUCUCCCCGGACUCCGCCCAUUCCCCAGUCAGCCCCGCCUUGGCCACGCCCCCCUCUGAUGCUGAGCUGGUGGUGGCGUUUGUGCUGGCGGCCACACCCACCACUGGAACUGGGAAGCCUCCAGCUCCAGGGCACACACACACGCCAGUGCUCACACAGGCUGACACACACACAGAACAUCCAGAGAUCAGUCCUGAACAGUCCCUGAUGGACUUUGGCCAGUCUGACCCUGAGGACGCAGACCUGUACAGCACACGUAGCUGAGAGGACAGGAGGCAUGAGGAGAGGAGAGAAGGAGACAUGAGGAGAGGUUGUGCCCUUACAGUGGCACAAUCAGGUUCAAUCAAGUCACACAGUAAUCUGUAUGUCCUAAUAUAUGUUUAUCCUGCCAAGAGACAGCGUAAUCCAAUAACUGCAGCAACGCUUUCUAUCAGUGUUAUCAGUGUGUUAUCAGUUAGUUUGGAGACAUUACAGGUCAGGUGAACACACACACACACACACAUUACUGUUUACAACUGCGUAUGGCUGUACUGCACAGGAAGUGGUGAGAUCAUGUCUUGUCUACUUUUGACUUCAAGGCUUAGGGGUUUUUGUGGGUGGGCAGCUUAAGAAUGAUACAAGUAUGUUUUAUAUCAUACUGAUAUGCAAAUUCCAAAAUAUAUGUAUCUGUGAUUGCAUACAUAUUUUUGCACUUGUAGAGAGAAAUAUUUCAAAUGUAUCUUGAAUAAAUCUAUAUUUCUAA